GGAAAUAUGUUUGGUGGUGUUCUUUGGUGUGGAAUACUUGGUCCGUCUAUGGAGUGCUGGUUGCAGAUCGAAAUACAUGGGAUGCUGUGGGCGUUUGCGGUUCAUACGAAAACCGAUUUGUAUCAUAGAUUUAAUCGUCGUGGUGGCAUCCAUGGUGGUUCUCUCGGUUGGUAGCAAUGGUCAAGUUUUUGCCACUUCCGCGAUAAGGGGUAUAAGAUUUUUGCAAAUACUUCGGAUGCUUCAUGUUGAUCGUCAAGGUGGAACAUGGCGACUACUCGGUUCUGUCGUAUUUAUUCAUCGUCAAGUGCUGAUCACGACACUUUACAUCGGGUUCCUAGGUCUUAUUUUCAGCAGUUACUUUGUGUAUCUUGCCGAAAAGGAUGCUGUUGGGCCCGAUGGCAAGACAGACUUUUCCAGUUACGCCGAUGCACUUUGGUGGGGUGUGAUCACAGUGACAACGAUCGGUUAUGGUGACACCGUACCACAGACGUGGAUGGGAAAAAUCGUGGCAUCGUGUUUCAGCGUAUUCGCCAUAUCCUUCUUCGCACUUCCAGCCGGUAUACUAGGUUCCGGUUUCGCGUUAAAAGUACAACAAAAACAACGGCAAAAACAUUUCAAUCGACAAAUACCAGCAGCUGCAAUGUUAAUACAGUGUCUAUGGAGGUGUUAUGCAGCUGAUAAAGCAAUAAACAGUGUAGCUACUUGGAACAUUUAUAUAAAGGAUCCAGCACCAGCAGGACAACCGUCUACGCCAUUGGGAAAGUUGAUUUGUGUAAAGAAGAUGGUAUGUAAAAUGGUUUAGAUUUAUUUCAUAUUUAUUAAUCUUUUGCAUGUUUAUU
Molecule: messenger RNA, 839 nt
Organism: Polistes canadensis
Lineage: Eukaryota; Metazoa; Arthropoda; Insecta; Hymenoptera; Vespidae
Product: potassium voltage-gated channel subfamily KQT member 1
Exons: 6
Coding region: 77-802 (241 amino acids)
Biological process (GO): potassium ion transport; transmembrane transport
Cellular component (GO): membrane
Molecular function (GO): voltage-gated potassium channel activity
Source: RefSeq, a predicted model, not a curated record